This is a messenger RNA of Miscanthus lutarioriparius, 2055 nucleotides long. NCBI's taxonomy places the organism in Eukaryota, Viridiplantae, Streptophyta, Magnoliopsida, Poales, Poaceae. The record is from the annotation of a GenBank genome assembly.
AUGGAGGGGUCGGAGGCGGCGGCGCGCGAGGCGCUGUCGACGGAGAAGGCGUUCGAGGGGGAGCGACUGCCGGCGUGGUCGGAGCAGAUCACGGUGCGUUCCGUGGUGGUGAGCUCGGCGCUGGGCCUGUUCCUGAGCUUCAUCGUGAUGAAACUCAACCUCACCUCCGGGAUCGUGCCGUCGCUCAACAUGUCGGCGGGGCUCCUCGCCUUCUUCCUCAUGAAGACGUGGACGUCCGCGCUGGAGCGCUGCGGCGUGUUCCCGAAACCCUUCACCCGGCAGGAGAACACGGUGGUGCAGACCUGCGUCAUCUCCUGCUCCAGCAUCGCCUUCUCCGGUGGGUUCGGCACCUACAUCCUCGGCAUGAGCAAGAAGAUCGCCGAGGGGUUCGACGAGGCCAAGACGAGCAUCAACGUCGAGGAGCCUUCCCUCGGUCGGAUCAUCGCCUUCCUCUUCCUCGUCAGCUUCGUCGGCCUCUUCUCCAUCGUCCCGCUCCGCAAGAUCAUGAUCAUCAGCUACAAGCUGACGUACCCGAGCGGGUCGGCGACCGCGCACCUCAUCAACAGCUUCCACACGCCGCAGGGCGCCAUCCAGGCGAAACAGCAGGUGUCCAUCCUCUUCAAGUCCUUCGCGGGGAGCUUCCUCUGGUCGCUCUUCCAGUGGUUCUACUCGGCGGGGCCCGGCUGCGGGUUCAGCUCCUUCCCGACCUUCGGCAUGGAAGCCUACCGCCGCCGCUUCUUCUUCGAUUUCUCGGCGACCUACGUCGGCGUCGGCAUGAUCUGCCCUUACAUCAUCAACUUCUCGCUGCUGCUCGGAUCCGUCGUGUCGUGGGGCCUCAUGUGGCCGUACAUUGAGAGCAAGCGCGGGCUCUGGUACGACGCAGAGCUGCCGAGGAGUAGCCUCCAUGGGCUGAAUGGGUACCAGAUCUUCAUCUCCAUCGCCAUGAUCAUCGGCGAUGGGCUGUUCAAUUUCCUCGCUAUCCUCGUCCGCACCUCCUACGACAUGUACCUCAAGCGCACCAGGCCUGCAGAGGCCGCCGCCAAGCCAUUCGCCGGCGUCGACGUCACCGAGCGCCAGGCGCUCAGCUUCGACGACCGCCGCCGCACGCAGGUGUUCCUCAAGGACCAGAUCCCGACGUCCAUCGCCGCGGGGGCGUACGUGCUUCUGGCAGCGAUCUCGGUGGUGGCGAUCCCACACAUCUUCCGGCAGCUGCAGCCGAAGCACGUGGUGUGGGCGUACGUGGUGGCGCCGGUCUUCGCCUUCUGCAACGCCUACGGGACGGGGCUCACGGACUGGUCCCUCUCCAGCAGCUACGGCAAGCUAGCCAUCUUCAUCUUCGGCGCCAGCGUGGGCGCGGAAGACGGCGGCGUGGUGGCGGGGCUCGCGGCGUGCGGGCUGAUGAUGGGCAUCGUCUCCACCGCCUCCGACCUCAUCCAGGACUUCAAGACGGGGUACCUGACGCUGACCUCGCCGCGGUCCAUGUUCGUGAGCCAGGUCAUGGGCACCGGGCUCGGCUGCGUCAUCAGCCCCGUCGUGUUCUGGAUCUUCUACAAGGCGUACGACGUCGGGCUGGAAGAAGGGUACCCGGCGCCGUACGCCAAGAUCUACCGGGGCAUCGCGCUGCUGGGCGUGAACGGGUGGAACCAGCUGCCCAAGUACUGCCUCCGCUUCUGCCUCGCCUUCUUCCUUCUCGCCGUCGCCAUCUGCGCGCUCAAGGAGGUGGCCAAGGCGCGGCGGUGGUGGGUGCAGGACUACAUCCCGAGCGCGCUGGGCAUGGCGGUGCCCUUCUUCCUCGGGUCGUUCUUCACCAUCGACAUGUGCGUGGGGAGCAUCGUGCUGUACCUGUGGAGCAAGUCGGACCGGGUGAGGGCGCACAUGUUCGCGCCCGCCGUCGCGUCGGGGCUCAUCUGCGGCGACGGGAUCUGGUCGCUGCCAUCGUCCAUCCUGUCGCUGCUCAACAUCAACCCGCCCAUGUGCCUCAGGGUCUUCUCCGCCGACACAAACUACCAGGUCGAGGAGUUCCUCUGGACGCUGAAAAACCCAGCCGCCACAUAG